AUGCUAUCAUCGGGGAAAUUUAAAGACAACGAGUAUGGGAAAGAAAGAGUACAGUAUUGGCCAAUGGGCAAACACCAGGAGCGUGCCUAUGGGACAAGCACGAGCGUAAUUAAAGGUAUGAAGGCUUCGCUUACGUUUAGUUUCUCCGACAUAUAUGCUCCUUGUACAAUUUCCAAGGACAUAUACCUCGAGUACGGCGAUAAAACUGCAGGCUUAUAUGGUGCAGUCGGAUUGCCCACAUACGGCCAGGCGUGCUCAUCCAAAAAAAUUGUGCGAUGCGUCUUGGACGACUCAUUGCCCUUCUGCAGUAUUGUUCUGCCUGCCAAACUUUUCGGGUUUGUAGCUACUCAACCGACCGUAGAUUUUUGUUAUUUCGAGCCAAUUCGUGGCGAUAUGAUACCCGUGCUGGAUAGUGUGACUUUUAUGAUCAAUGAUCUGCUUUACUCGAAGCUAAUGGGCCUGCCCCAAGAGAUACAGCAACAACAGUUCUUGCACUACAAAUACGGUAUCAACUCCAUGGAGACUGUCGUUCAUGCCCGAGAUAUACUUACAUCGGGUGUUUGCCAAAUUCUAAAUUGUUCACCUUUCUCGCAGGGGCUUGUGGAUUUCACCAAGACAGAACUGACUUUGAUCAAGGACGUUGAUCGGAAAUUGACCACGAAAAAAUAUGCUAAUGAAGACAGCACAUAUUCUUUACCUAAUAUCGGGACGAAUUCCGCUCUAUCGGUCAGGCUUGAGUCACUUCCAUACGUAAUCUCGAAAAAUCUUCUUAGACCACAACCCCACGCCAGCGAUGAUGAUUCGAUAUACGCGUUUACAGAUGCGGAAACUCUAUUACGACUGGAUGUCACGAGUGGAUCCUUCAUAAGAAUCUCCCAUGCAAGUUGCAUAAGGCUGGUUAAAUUAUUUGUUUUUCUACUGCCCAAUAGCUUCGAAAAAAGUUCAAUAUACGUACCACCUAAAGUAAUGGCAAGCUUUUCUGACUGCGACACUGUGACAAUAUCCAAGUCAAACAUUGGCUAUUCGGACAUUCCCAUCGCCAAUGAAGUUUGCAUUUCAAGGGUGGGCGGCUGGCUUCAGUCUCAAAAAAGCUUCCAAAAUAUUAUUUUGAAAGCUUUGAAAAAAUUCUUCAGCGAUAGUAAAAGGAUUCUUUGCCAAAAUGAUUUGAUUCCGAUAACAUUCGAUUCCAGCAUGGCUGAUCUUAACAUAAUAGAGAACGAAGACGACGACAACAAUAACGAUGACGAUCUAACCCAGUUUGAUAAGAACGACUCUGUUGUUUGGUUCGUUGUUACAAGCGUAAAACUGGAAAACGUCUCUCUGGAUAAUGCCCACUUUGUUAUUGAUCCCCAGCGUACUAAAUUAAUAACUACAAAUAUUGUCAACAAAAAGCCUUUGCCUUUAAACAAGUGCGAUCUCCAAAGUUAUUACGGGUUUGCUAAAACUUUCCACUAUGACAUGCACAUAUUCCCCUACAUAAGACAGUUGGUUAAUAUAUUAGAGACCUCAUUCGAUUGUUCUCAAAGAGGGAUAUCUCUAAACACUUCAGUACUACUCCAUUCUACUACAAACAAUGUAGGUAAAGCUACAGCCGUGCGAUUUGCUUCUAAACAUCUUGGCGUACAUCUGUUAGAGAUCGACUGCCUCUCAUUAACUACAAAUCUGGGCCACUUGGAUUCUACUUCCAAAAUUAUUGGCUAUAUAAGAGCGAAAUGGGAAAACGUACUGCCUUACACGUCUCCUGCCGUAAUUUUUUUGACCCACUUAGAUUCGAUUUUGCUCGAUGUAAACUCCAAUCAAGAUCCAGAGGCAACUAAAUUACAAAAAUCCAUAAACUUUGAAAUGUCUAAACUCUUGGACGAUUUCACAUCUGAGUUUCCAGGAACGACGUUUAUUGGAUCUGUGAAUAAUAUAGACAACAUUCCUUCAAGUUUUAGGUCGCAUAUGAGAUUUGAGAUUCUUGUUACUGUUCCAUCUGAAGCGCAAAGAUUACACAUCUUCAAAUGGUACCUAUCUUCAUCGGAACUGAACAAUGAUGUUAAACAGAAAACCCCGCUAUGCUGCGCAGAUAACAUUUCCUUUUCUUCACUCUCUUCACAUUCUGCUGGGCUAACUCCUUUAGACAUCAAGUCAAUUGUAGAAACAGCACGAAUGACAGCCACAACGCGUUUUUACCAAGAAACGAAGAAGUCCGGAUGGCAUUCGCAGUCAAUUUUGAUACUGAAAGAGGACUUAUCAAAAGCUAUAUCUAAGGCUAGAGACGAAUUCUCAGUCUCAAUUGGAGCCCCACAAAUUCCUAAUGUGACAUGGGAUGAUAUAGGUGGUAUCGACAUUGUGAAAGGUGAAAUAAUGGAUACGAUAGACAUGCCUCUAAGGCAUCCUGAGUUAUUUAGCUCAGGUAUGAAAAAGAGAAGUGGUAUCUUAUUUUAUGGACCACCAGGAACAGGCAAAACCUUAAUGGCUAAAGCCAUUGCAACAAGUUUUUCUCUAAAUUUUUUUAGUGUCAAAGGUCCUGAAUUAUUGAACAUGUAUAUCGGUGAAAGUGAAGCCAAUGUACGUAGAGUUUUCCAAAAGGCAAGAGAGGCUAAACCGUGUGUAAUUUUUUUCGACGAAAUUGAUUCUGUGGCCCCCAAGCGUGGGAAUCAAKGUGACUCAGGUGGCGUUAUGGAUCGUAUAGUUUCUCAAUUACUAGCCGAGCUAGAUGGGAUGAGUACCGAUGCCGAUGGUGUUUUCGUGAUUGGAGCAACCAAUAGGCCAGACUUAUUGGAUGAAGCAUUGCUGAGACCGGGGAGAUUCGACAAGUUGCUAUAUUUGGGUAUACCAGACACCGAUGCCAAGCAACUGAAUAUUUUAGAAGCGUUAACUCGUAAAUUCAUACUUGACACUGACGUGAACCUCAUUGAGUUGGCGACACUGUGUCCAUUCAAUUACACAGGUGCGGAUUUUUAUGCUCUCUGUUCUGAUGCAAUGCUAAAUGCUAUGACAAGAAUCGCACAUAUAACAGAGAUUAAAGUCUCACAGCACAACGAAAGUACCGGUGCGAACAUUUCGACACGUCGUUGGUUUGAUAAGAUAGCCACAAAGGAUGAUACCAAGGUUGUUGUUAAAAUGAUUGACUUCCUGAAGGCACAAGAGCAGCUCGCUCCGAGUGUGUCCCAGGAAGAACUGAAUCACUACCAAAUGGUGAGGGCCAAUUUCGAAGGGGUAUAA
Messenger RNA from Saccharomyces eubayanus, 3210 nucleotides. It is a transcript of the gene PEX6, whose product is annotated as AAA family ATPase peroxin 6. Gene Ontology annotation, biological process: protein import into peroxisome matrix. Gene Ontology annotation, cellular component: peroxisomal membrane; cytosol. NCBI's taxonomy places the organism in Eukaryota, Fungi, Ascomycota, Saccharomycetes, Saccharomycetales, Saccharomycetaceae. The coding region runs from base 1 to 3210 and encodes 1069 amino acids. Gene Ontology annotation, molecular function: ATP binding; ATP hydrolysis activity. The record is from RefSeq and is a predicted model, not a curated record. The transcript has a single exon.